UUGACUUGUUAGUUGAAAAUUAAUUGUCCCCAAUGAAUGUUGUCAGUUUUUGUCUUUGUGAAUUGAUAAAAAAAAACUAUUCCGAAUCUAACACUUCACGACGGAAAAAAAGACUAUUGAUGACACCUGUCGAAUGUAAAUAGCUGUGAUAUUCACUAUCUUCCGAUACACCUUCAGACACUGACUUAUCCUGUUCAUGUUUUUCAGAAAGACAACAGCAAACGACACCUAGGAUCUAUACUACUUAGCCUCAAUCAAUGUUCCGAAAUUGAUAGCGGCUUCACUAGACCCAAAGACAAUCUCUACCAUCUAGCUUCAUACAGCCGUUGACUGCGAUGUCACUUGUUGGUUGCACUGAGCAGCUCUUCGAGGUACCCUGUAAGCAGACAGAUCCGCAACCGGAUUCUGAUUCCGGCUACCCAUCGCCCGAAACCUGCCAGGAGGGACGAUUUACCUCGCCAUCCCAACAUAUAGAGGAAAACCCAACUUAUUUGGAAGCAGAUUUUGCUAACACUCUUACCCAGCAGCAUGAAUACGAUAUUAAUGGAGAUGUCGUAGGUACCGUGUCCGUGUAUCCUGGAUCUAUACCGACAACGCUGUUACAACAAAACUAUCAUACACAAGAAGAACAAUACACGAUGCAGCUUAAUCUGGAAUCGAACCAACUAACCAAUCAACAGAACUCAGAGCUCACGCAACCUUGCGAACAAUUCUCAUUCGAAAAACAGCCACCAACAAUUUCAGUUGCACCGUCGACAAUCAGUCCUACCAUUCAGUACGAUUCCCAACAACAAUGGUGUUCAACAGAGCUUUUACAACAGAAUCAUCAACCGCAAUCACAUCACUAUACGCAUUGGCACACGCCAGAGUCACAAGCUUCGGCACAACAAAUUGAUACACCGGAGAGGAAGACAAUCCAGCAAUCACCUUCAGAUACUGACACUCAGGUUUAUCACCAAGUUUGGACCACAACAACGCCGAUUCAAAAGAUAAAACAGAAUGAAGCUCAAAUUCAGAUCAUACAUCCAGAUGCAGUAGAAUCUUCUUCGUCGACAACGGUCUUAAUGGUCUCAUUGUCGUCACUAUCGCCUUCUCCAAGUUUAUCUUCGAACAGUAGUGUAACAUCCGGUACGGUUUCGGCAGAACCGACUGUAGUUGCCAGCGAUUUAAGAUGUCACCUAUGCCAAAAGACCUUCGAUCGACAGGCCAGCCGUACGCAACACAUCAAUACGGUUCAUUCAGAUAGCGAAAAUUUAUGCUUGAAAUGUGGAAAGAGAUUCAAAACGGUUGAAAGACUUGACUACCACAUUGCGAGUCACAGCCGCAAAAACAAACCUUACCCAUGCGAUAUCUGUGAAAAGGAGUACAUUCAUAAAACUGAUCUCCUCCGCCACCAGGACGGUCAUAAUUCAAACGGCAAACGAUUCAAAUGUAACCCAUGUGGCGUAGGGUUCAGCCGUUUUGACCAAUUCAAAAAACACAAGACAACCAGGAAGCAUCAGAAAAUCGUCGCCAAACAAGGUAAAGUGUGUGAUCAGUGAAAUGUUCUUUGAACAUCUCAACAAUUUUUGUAUCACCAACAACCCGACGUUAAACAAUCACCAAAAUAACUAUUUCGUAAUGGAUAGCCAACUGUAAGCCAACUAUAAACCUAACCCACAUGUAGUAAAGUCAACAUUGUUAAAUCAAAUCUUUGUGGUGAACAAAACAACAGAAACAGAAAAAAUCGAAUGAAUAUUUUAGCAUUUAACAUAAUAAUUUUAACAUAAGAACCCAUUAGCAAAAAUUGGACAACAUCAGUAUGAACCGAAACUGAGAUGA
Messenger RNA from Toxorhynchites rutilus septentrionalis, 1821 nucleotides. RefSeq names its product myoneurin-like. The record is from RefSeq and is a predicted model, not a curated record. Gene Ontology annotation, cellular component: nucleus. The coding region runs from base 336 to 1541 and encodes 401 amino acids. NCBI's taxonomy places the organism in Eukaryota, Metazoa, Arthropoda, Insecta, Diptera, Culicidae. The transcript has 2 exons.